AUGGACCCCGACAGGACCCUUCAAGAAUACGAGAAGAUUCAGAUUAACAGGAUGUUCCAAAAACUGAAGGCUGAUUAUGAGGCGUUGAAAGCCAAUGGGUCAACCAGCCAGAAGGGCACGUGCACGAAAUGUGACGAAUGCUGGGAGCCUAAUGGAGAAAGCUGCUACUAUUUCUCUCCAGAUGCUUUGACUUGGGAGGACAGUCGAAGAUUUUGCACUAACAGCUCCGGCGAUCUGGUGAAGAUCGACAGCUACAACAAGCAGAAAUUUUUGGCACGGAGACUGUUGGACAUAAUGUCCUUUGAAGAGGACAAGUUUUGGAUCGGCCUGACGGACUCUCAGCAGGAGGGUCAAUGGCUGUGGACGGACGGCUCCCCUCUAAAUCUCAGCUUGGCAUUCUGGGCCCCAUGGGAGCCUGACGAUUGGGUGAACGAGAGAGGCGGCGAAGACUGUGCACGCAUUGGUGACCCGGACAUUGCAAAAGAAUUGCAGAGCUGGUUCGACAGAGCCUGUAGCAUUCCGCACAGGUGGAUUUGUGAGAAAGCGGCGCAGAAAGGAUGA
Molecule: messenger RNA, 561 nt
Organism: Nerophis lumbriciformis (worm pipefish)
Lineage: Eukaryota; Metazoa; Chordata; Actinopteri; Syngnathiformes; Syngnathidae
Source: RefSeq, a predicted model, not a curated record